GCAGCGGGAGGAGGGAGGCAACGCCGGCCGUGCUGCCCCGGGAGCCCCGCUCCGCGCUCGGCGGGGCUCAGCCGCCGCCCCCCGCUCCCGGCGCGACGCCCCCGCGGCGCUGCCCCAGCCAUGAAGGCGGCGGUGGAUCUCACCAUCAUCAAGACGGAGAAGGUGGACAUCGAGCUCUUCCCGUCCCCCGACAUGGAAUGUGCAGAUGUGCCUUUAUUAACACCCAGCAGCAAAGAAAUGAUGUCCCAGGCACUGAAAGCCACGUUCAGCGGCUUUGCCAAGGAGCAGCAGCGGCUGGGAAUUCCCAAAGACCCCCAGCAGUGGACGGAGACGCACGUGCGGGACUGGGUGAUGUGGGCAGUGAACGAGUUCAGCCUGAAGGAAGUGGAUUUCCAGAAGUUCUGCAUGAACGGGGCUGCCCUCUGUGCCCUGGGCAAGGAGUGCUUCCUGGAGCUGGCGCCUGACUUUGUGGGAGAUAUCCUUUGGGAACAUCUGGAGAUCCUGCAGAAAGAAGAGGUGAAACCGUACCCAGCAAACGGAGUGAACACCACAUACCCCGAGUCCCGCUACACCUCCGACUACUUCAUUAGUUACGGCAUCGAGCACGCCCAGUGCGUGCCCCCCUCCGAGUUCUCCGAGCCCAGCUUCAUCACCGAGUCCUACCAGACCCUGCACCCCAUCAGCUCGGAGGAGCUGCUGUCCCUCAAGUACGAGAGCGACUACCCCGCGGUGCUGCUGCGCGAGCCGCCCCAGGACCCGCUGCAGACCGACUACUUCUCCAUCAAGCAGGAGGUGGUGACUCCAGACAACAUGUGCAUGGGCCGUGCCAGCCGAGGUAAGCUGGGAGGCCAGGACUCCUUCGAGAGCAUAGAGAGCUACGACAGCUGUGACCGCCUGACGCAGUCCUGGAGCAGCCAGUCCUCCUUCCAGAGCCUGCAGCGCGUCCCCUCCUAUGACAGCUUCGACUCCGAGGACUACCCUGCCACCCUGCCCAGCCACAAGCCCAAGGGCACCUUCAAGGACUAUGUGCGGGACCGGGCCGACAUGAACAAGGACAAGCCUGUCAUUCCUGCUGCUGCCCUGGCUGGCUACACAGGCAGUGGACCCAUCCAACUGUGGCAAUUCCUGCUGGAACUGCUCACUGACAAGUCCUGUCAAUCCUUCAUCAGCUGGACGGGCGAUGGCUGGGAAUUCAAACUUUCAGACCCAGAUGAGGUGGCCCGGCGAUGGGGCAAGAGGAAAAACAAGCCCAAGAUGAACUACGAGAAGCUGAGCCGCGGGCUGCGCUAUUACUACGACAAGAACAUCAUCCACAAGACGGCCGGGAAGCGCUACGUGUACCGCUUCGUGUGCGACCUGCAGAGCCUGCUGGGCUACACCCCCGAGGAGCUGCACGCCAUGCUCGACGUCAAACCUGACGCCGACGAGUGACGGGGACACGGGGACAGCGCUGUCCUCUGGGAGAGCCCACGGGACUUGUUUGGUGGUUCUUUUCUUAUUGAUUUUCGCUGUUCUUCUGCUCGUUUUUUUCUGAGGGCCGCUCAGAUUCGAGGCUUUGAGGAUGUCGGGGGAGAGGGGGGAGGAAGAGGAAAACUUUGGGGAAGGAUGGGCUUUUUGUUGAUUUCCUGAAAGUUCCAAGACAGGCUUUUCUGGGGGAAAAUUCUGAGUUUUGAGAAAGCCAGGAAAAUGUAGCUCACUUAAAAAACCAACAGUCCCCUCCCCACCCUUGGCUGUUUAGAAAAAAAUGUGACAGAAUGGAUCCCUUUGGUUGCUCAUACACAAACUGACAGGUCAGGAAUGACAAUAUUCCUGAGGAUUUGAUGAAUCUUAAACAUUUUUCUUUUGGAAAACCAAAAUGGGUGAAUAUUCUUGCUUUGGGGAGGGGCAAUAUAGGAAAAAAAAACAAGAACUGUUGUUCUUGUUCUAUCA
Vidua chalybeata is the source of this 1929-nucleotide messenger RNA. It is a transcript of the gene ETS1, whose product is annotated as ETS proto-oncogene 1, transcription factor. Gene Ontology annotation, cellular component: nucleus. The coding region runs from base 121 to 1431 and encodes 436 amino acids. Lineage: Eukaryota; Metazoa; Chordata; Aves; Passeriformes; Viduidae. Gene Ontology annotation, biological process: regulation of transcription by RNA polymerase II; cell differentiation. Gene Ontology annotation, molecular function: DNA-binding transcription factor activity, RNA polymerase II-specific; sequence-specific DNA binding. The transcript is spliced from 8 exons. The record is from RefSeq and is a predicted model, not a curated record.